UCUUGAAAUGAUAGAAAAUAUCUUCCAUUUCUUCAGAUUCUCUUUAUUGUGUAAAUAGAUAAAUUACAAAUCGAUUGUAUUUGAAAAAAGAACUUUUUUGCCAAAAACAUUGGAAUGUUUUUUUUUUAAAUAAAAAGUAAAAAGCGAGUUAAAAAGCGAGUUCGAUGUAAAUACCGAUCACAUUCAGUUUAAAUUUAGGCCACAUGUACAUCACAACAUAGAGGAUAGCCUGUAUUUUUGUUCACAUUCUGCUGCGGACGAUCGAACAAAUUACAAUGAAAACAACUAAAAAAAAUCGAUGUCAAUGUUGUAACAAAACGUUGACUACUGAUUAUCGCUUGGUUUUUGGCGAUGAAGGAAAAACACAUAAUAUUGCAACACUUUUACACGAUUACAUCGGUAAAUCGUUACAUGAACAGGAUGGAAAUACAUAUGCUAUAUGUGAUUUGUGUUGGCAACAGUUGUUACAAUACAAUGAUUUUAAGCAAAAAUGCCUUCGAGCGAAUGAGAUGUCCAGUGACGAAGAACAAGAAGAAGAUGAAGAAGGAGAAGAAGAAGAAGUCAAAGACGAAAAUCUGGCGAAUACAUUGAAUUAUGAGGACAGUGAAUAUCUGGAUGAAUCUCAAUGUGAUGGCGACUAUGAAAUGAAGGUUGAAUAUUUGGAAGAAAAUGAUUUUGCAAAUGAAUGGGAUAAUGAGAAGAAAACAAUUCCGUUUGAUUUUACAUCGGUUCUUGUGAAACCCAUUUUUAUGUUGGAAAUUGAUAAUGCCGAUGAUUUAGUAAGAAUCAAGCAGAAAAUUUCACUUGGAAUACCACGACAUGAUCUUAAAACAAAAAUGCGAUGUGGUAAAAAAGGUGGUGAGAAUUUGGAUGUCGAAAAAAUUGCCACAUCUGACGAUUUAAUCAAUAUUUUGGAGGAUAAUUAUCAAUGUGAAAGUUCAUAUUCGAAAAAGAGCCGCGAGAACGACAGUACCAAUGACAUUGAUCUCAUAAACGAUGCUCAACCGGCCGACAUUAGUGAAUAUUUAAAAUCCAUUGCUUCAAUCACAUACGAAGAGUCAUAUGAAAAUUUCAUCAAUUGCAUGCUUUGCUCCGAGGAGAUAAUGAGUCAACAGCAUUUGAUAUAUCACAUAAAUGAAAGUCAUACACUGGCCGAUGGCGUUUUAUGUAUAUUUGACGAAAAUUGCCCACCAUUUGAUGAUUUGGUUAAAGUCCAAGAGCAUAUUUUUCACGAGCAUGUCGAUUUAAUACCAACACAACUUUGUCUCACUUGCCAAACGUGCGAGAACACGUUUAAGUCAUCGGUACAAUUUGGAAAGCAUAUGUGCCUAACAAUCGAAGAUGAAAGUACGGAUUUUCAAUGUGCCACCUGUGAUAAAAAAUUAAAUUCAAAAAAACGAUAUCUAUUCCACACGCAAUUUCAUUUAAAAAAAGCGCGUCCAAAAAUCUGUAUAAUUUGCGAGCUCAAAUUUGAAAAAGAAGAAUCAUUUUAUAAUCAUGUGAUGUUCUCGCACGAACGUGUCUAUGAAUAUUUUUGUGUGGAAUGUGAUAAAAGUUUUUCCUCGAAUUUUCGACUGGAAUUGCACAUUCGAUCCCAUCACACAAAGCGAACGGUGCAAUGCAGCGCAUGUGAUAAGACAUUUGUCGAUAAAAAUAUGCUGGAUGAGCAUACGUGCAUACGAGCACAAACCGAAAAAUCACUUGAAUGUCCUGUUUGUAGGAAGGUGUACAGUCGAUCAUCACGAUUGAGAAAGCAUAUGACAUCACAUGAACGAUUGCAAGAGAAUAGUGUGCUUAUUUGCGAACCAUGUUCGAUGGUCUUCGGCGGUAUUGAAGACAUUGAUGAGCAUUGUAAUCGAUCACAUGACGAGGAUACUGUGAGAAUCAUAAAAAAGAAUGUCUUAUAUGUUGUUUGCUGUGAAUAUUGUGAAUUCGCUUUUAUUGACAAUGAAAAAUUGGCAAAACAUAAAGAAAGCCAUUUAAAUGAUGAAAAACCAUUUAAAUGUGGAUAUUGUAUGGCUUGUUAUGAGACAUAUAGCAAAUUGAAAACCCAUAAAAACACACACCUUAGUCAACAGGUAAAGUUUCCAGUGCAACGGCAAUACAUGUGCGACGUGGAAGAAUGUUGGAAACCAUAUCGACACUGGAGCGAUCUAACGAAUCAUCGAAAAACUGUACAUUUGAUAAAUCCAUCGAUUUAUAAAUGCAACGAUUGUGAAGAAACUUUCUAUCAAAGUUGGAAUUUCAGCUAUCACAAGAAAACCGUGCAUCCCAUGUCAACAAUGAAAUGUGACGAAUGCGAUUUUGAAUGUACAACCAAGCCCAGUUUGAAAUCUCAUCAAAAAAGAGUGCAUUCAUGUAACACAGAACCGCCGUUAACAGCUAAAUCAGUGGCACCGAAACCGAAAAAGAAGGUGCCGGAAGCUGAUCAAUUUUUCAAAGAAUUAGAUGGAGCAAUCGUGUGUAAUAUUUGUGAAAAACAAUUGGCAUCACGUAACAGCGCCCGUUCACACAUUGAAAUGAUCCACUUGAAAGUGAAAAAUUAUGCAUGUGAAAAAUGCGGCAAGGAAUUUUAUCUGAAAAAAGACUAUAUCGACCACAAACGAUUACAUACAGCCGAAACACCGUAUGAAUGCGCGAUAUGCGAGAGAAAAUUUCGAACAGCAUCAAUGCUCAACGAACAUCGAAAAUCGCAUUCCAACAACCGACCAUAUGGUUGUCCGUAUUGUGCGGCAACAUUCAAACGUGCAUACGUAUUGAAAAAUCACAUAAAACAACACAUCGGAAUUAAAGGGUUUCCAUGUACCGUCGAACAUUGUAAAAAGGAAUAUCGAACGCAAUGGGAAUUAAAUAGUCAUCAUCGGUUAAAGCAUUCUAAAUCAGAUUCAAACGUGCGUCCACCGAUAAUUUGCAAUCAAAUGGACGCAGAUUCGUUCGAUUCAUACGAAGGAAAGACUUUAAAACGACCAAACAAUCAAACCGUCAACCGUUCAUCGAAGAAAAAGGCAAGAAAAUCACCAACAAAGAAAAAACAACAAACGAAAAAUCAAAAAAUAAUUUAUGUGAUGCCUGGACCCGUUGAAUAUGAUACAACACCAGCGGAAUCGACUGAAACUGUUUUUGAAAAACAAACAGCGACCAAUGAAGAUGAUCACAAUUACUUAGCAGCAGAAAAUAAUUCAAAAACAAAUGUCUUUUAUGUGGUCAAUCCACAAAUGACAUCCAACUCAACUACUAAUGAAAUUCAAUCAUCGAAUAUGCAUGAGGUCAUGCCAACCACUAUUUUGGUUUGUAAUCCCAAUUUUACGAUCAUGGAUGUGGCCGCCAUUCAAACAAUUAACAAUGAUGAAACUCAAGCGAGAAUUUCUUAACCUAUUUUUUAGAUUAUUUAUUGAAUGUGAUUUUAUUGCGAUUUUUUUAUUGGAAUAUUUGAAAAUGUAUAGAGAAUUAAAAUAAAAACGACGGCCGGUUAUGUUCGACCAAUUUAAAAUAUUAAAGACCUCAGCACCGGUCGAUGCAUCCAA
Contarinia nasturtii (swede midge) is the source of this 3524-nucleotide messenger RNA. RefSeq names its product zinc finger protein 761-like. The coding region runs from base 276 to 3371 and encodes 1031 amino acids. Gene Ontology annotation, cellular component: nucleus. Lineage: Eukaryota; Metazoa; Arthropoda; Insecta; Diptera; Cecidomyiidae. The record is from RefSeq and is a predicted model, not a curated record. The transcript is spliced from 9 exons. Gene Ontology annotation, biological process: regulation of transcription by RNA polymerase II. Gene Ontology annotation, molecular function: RNA polymerase II transcription regulatory region sequence-specific DNA binding; zinc ion binding; DNA-binding transcription factor activity, RNA polymerase II-specific.